Molecule: messenger RNA, 934 nt
Organism: Anopheles nili
Lineage: Eukaryota; Metazoa; Arthropoda; Insecta; Diptera; Culicidae
Exons: 2
Coding region: 1-897 (298 amino acids)
Source: RefSeq, a predicted model, not a curated record
AUGGGCGCAGAACCGUACCGUUGCAGCUUCUCGUGGCCGGUUGUGGAGGGUAGUCAUGAAAAGCAAAUAACAAUACAAGUGGGCGAAUCUUCUGCACCUGAUUUCGUGCCGCUGGAUGAUCUUCUAGACUUGGACAUGUGCUUGGUUUUAGGUGCCUCCAGCGAAACUGAGGCUUGCGAAAUGCGCCUAAGCAUCGCACCGUUAUAUCUGCCGCGAGCUAUUUCGCUCGUUGUUGAAUGUCCUGUUAUAGAAUGUUACUAUGGUCGCUUGAACGAGUACCAUAACACCUAUCACGGAGAGCUGGUAUACACCCUGGAAGAUGUGAAGGUAUUCCGGUUCGACAUACGCAUUUCUAGCGACAUCGACGAGCUGCAGCUUAAAUUCAUCUCCCACAAAGACGAUCCUCUCUGCUUGUACGGAACACGCUUGUACUUGGCGCGUAAUCCGGAUCCUCUACGAACGAUGAUGAUGGGUGGUAAGCGAAUCAACCCAACAGUUGUGCAGCAACGUCUCCAAGACGCGGAUUUGUCCGAAAAGGCAGAGAAGUGUAAGCGGAUAAUACUUGGCUCUAUGCAAUCAUCGAGGCAGAACGUUGUCAACAACAACGCUCAACCGGAAUCACCUGCCGGGACCACAGCCGUUGCUGGCAAUGUAAAAACAGCACCAGAUGGUGGCUUAUCGAGCCUGUUAAGCAAAAUGGAAAUUUUACCGGGACAAACGGCCGGCUCACCGUUGGCAGACUUUGCCAUAAAGCAGUACAUAGACACAAAAUUUCUCGAACUGGGACGCAUGCUUGAAAACAAAUUGACUUCGAUAGAGGCCCAGCAAACGGCAAAGCUGGAUAGGAUAUUAGCAUUGCUACAAAAGAAUAACGAAGAAUCUGGCUCGGUUGAAUAAAAUAGAUUAUUUUUUUUGUUUCUGUCCUGCAUAGGAC